Molecule: messenger RNA, 1014 nt
Organism: Penicillium brevicompactum
Lineage: Eukaryota; Fungi; Ascomycota; Eurotiomycetes; Eurotiales; Aspergillaceae
Product: RNP domain protein
Exons: 1
Coding region: 1-1014 (337 amino acids)
Molecular function (GO): mRNA binding
Source: RefSeq, a predicted model, not a curated record
AUGUCCUAUCCACCCCCUCCAGGUCUCAAGCAGACACCGUCGUCUCUCCCUCCUCGCCCGCCUCCCUCAUCCAAUGCCGGACAGCCACCUACUGCUGCCGGUCAUGGUGUUCGACCAGGCUACAACGCAUUCGCAGGGUUCCAGCCGCGUGCUGUGGCUUCUACCCAGUCCCGCGCCAAGCCCGUGAUCUCAGCUCCUCCAGUUCCUGCUGUUAGUUACGCAGCCCCUGCUACGAGCUACGGCAGCCACUACCAGCAACAGCCCCAGAGCUACCCAGCCGCGCCUUCAUACUAUGGUCAGCCACAGUACACUGAAAACACAUACGGCCCAACCAUCCCACACAUCCAGAAUCCAUUCGGAUCUACCCCAACCCAGACCACCUCGGGCUUCCGACCGGGUCAUGAUUCUGGCCUCGACGCAGAAACCGAAGCUCAAAUCGCGCAGUGGCAGAGUGCUUAUGCAACCCCCACUGAUGAUACCCACAAGCGUCAAGCUGGCGCAGGCAUAAACGCGGCUGGAACACCGACCAUUGGCGCCGGUCCUGCCCCCCAACCCGAGUCCCAGAAGACGGUAAUCCGCUCCGGCGGUGGCCAGACAUGGAGUGACGAUACGCUUCUUGAGUGGGAUCCAGCGCAUUUCCGCCUGUUUGUGGGCAAUCUCGCAGGUGAGGUGACCGACGAAUCCCUCCUCAAGGCUUUUUCUCGCUACACAUCUGUGCAGAAAGCGCGUGUCAUUCGGGAGAAGCGCACAUCGAAGAGCAAAGGAUUUGGGUUCAUCAGCUUUAGCAACGGCGACGACUACUUUGCUGCUGGCCGAGAGAUGCAAGGCAAGUACAUCGGCUCGCACCCAAUUCUACUCCGACGGGCCAACACCGAGGUUCGGCCUGAGGUUCCUGGCAAGCAUGGAAAGAAGAAUGGUGGAGGCAAGAAGCCUGGCAAUACUGGUGGCAAAGUGAAGAAGGAUGGCGUUAAGAAGCCCGGAAAGACUAAGGGAGGUCUGAAGAUUCUGGGUUGA